Molecule: messenger RNA, 465 nt
Organism: Symbiodinium pilosum
Lineage: Eukaryota; Dinophyceae; Suessiales; Symbiodiniaceae
Source: the annotation of a GenBank genome assembly
GCCCGCCAGUGGCGUCCGACGUUCUGCUCCUGCUGGUGGGGGAGACCUGGGACCGCACGCAGGUGGCGCUGAAGUGCGAUGCAAGCGUGGAUGGCCUGGGUGACAUAGCCGUGUCCCUGGGUCACUAUGACCCCUUCCUCUACUCGUCACUUCGUCUUGUGGUGAUGCCGGUGCUACCUGACAAAGCCUUCAAGGUGCGUUGGGCCCAAGAGGGCCUUGAGGUCGCGGAGUCGGAGCUGGAGAAGUUGGGCUUCGCGGAGCUCACCAGGUGCCAUCAGAGCGUCUUUCUGCAGGAGCGCUACCGCGUCUGUGGAGCCGGCCUGCUGGAGGAUCUGCCCGUGGCCAUCGCCCUGUCGCCCUGGAGCCGGGCGCCACAGCCGCGCAGUUUCGAGGCCGUGCUCCGCGCUGGACCGCCCUGGCCCGCCACGCCGCGGAAGCUCAAGAUCGACCACGGCGCCGUGGACG